AUGCGACUGCGGCACCUGAAAAUCCCCUUCUUCCUCGCGAUCGUCGUCUCGCUCUGCUGCUGGUGCUUGCUCGUCGUGACCUUCACGGGCGCGCCGACGACGACGAUCCGCAGCUCCAAGUCCUACUUCGCCGAUGUGCUCAACCGCGCCCGCUUCCAGAAGCAGAUAUCGCCGACGAUGAUGCAGCCGCAGAACCGCAUGACACUGCCGCCCGCGCCGUACUGGCGAGUUAACAGCACCAAGACCGACUUCGAGUGCUUGGGCUGGCGACAGACAGGCGGCUGUUCGCCCGAUGGUCCGCGCGAAAUGAACGAAGACAAGCCAUGCGAUGCCAAGAUUGAAGCAGGCACGUCGGGCUAUUGCGAAUCCAUCCACCGCCCGUCCGGUCAAGUUGUGCGCAGCUUCCAGAGCACGUGCGAUGGCAUGAAGUACGGGUCUCACUUUACCUGUUCGCAGACAGGGUAUGCUGCUUGUGCUCGGCGUUGGAUGUUGACAUUCUUGUCCAGGGAGUUUUUGACGUACGCCGACAUGCCGCUGACGUACAAGGUGCGACUCUUUCAACUGCCCGUGAAGGUGUCGAUCAAGAAGCGCUUCGACCUGUCGCGCGGCGUGGUCAUGGCCGUGUACCCCAAGGUUAUGAAAAGCGCGUAUGCUGCGAUCCGCCGGCUUCGGGACACGGGGUGCACACUUCCUGUGGAGCUCUGGAUCCGCCUCGACGAAAUGAAGCUCGACCACCCAGUGCUCAAGCUCCUGACCGACAAGUACAACUGCUUUGUGCGCGAGAUCCUCGACGAGGCCGCCACCCAUUUUUACGUCAAGCCGUACGCCGUGUACCACAGUGCAUUUGACCAAGUGCUUUUGCUCGACUGCGACAACUUUGUGGCGGUGGACCCGACGUACCUCUUUGACACGCCCGAGUUCAAGGAAACAGGUAUGCGCGAUGUUCUGGCCGACUUUUGGAGCAUGCGCAAGACGAUUUUCAACAUCCACAACAAUUCGGUGCUCUGGGAACUCCUCGGCGUGCCGUUCGUCGACAUGUUCGAGCAAGAGUCGGGCCAAGUGCUCGUUGACCGCACGAUGAGCGCCGAGCCGCUGCGCAAUCUCAUGUUUUACAGCUUUCACGAGCCGCGCUUGAUCGAGCUCUUGGACAUGGCGUGGGGCGACAAGGACCUCUUCCGGUUUGCGUGGCUGCGGGCCAACCAGCCUUUCCACAUGAUCCAAAAGCCGCCGGGGUCGGCCGGCGUCAAGCACGUCACCUACGAUCUCUUUUGCGGGCACACGAUGGUGCAGCACGACCCGCAGGGCAACAUUGUGUUUCUCCACCGCAACACGUACAAGCUCACCGGCUCGCCGGACGCGCCCCUCAUUUGGGACCACAUUCAGCAGUUCCGGCUGCCCGUGGCCGACGAGGCGUACGACGUGCGCGGCGCCAACGGCGGCGAAGUGUUCCCCGACUUCAAGCGCUGUUUUGGCAAGGACACUGCGUACGAGCCCACGUUCCUCCUCACGCCGCUCAAGGACUUUGCCUUUGGCGACCUCGAGCCUUCGAUCCUGCAGUAUGCGCACGAGGCGUGGCUGCUCGUGCCCGACGAGACGGAGAUGCCCGAAGGGCCGUAG
This is a messenger RNA of Saprolegnia parasitica CBS 223.65, 1617 nucleotides long. RefSeq lists its product as hypothetical. Gene Ontology annotation, cellular component: Golgi apparatus. Gene Ontology annotation, molecular function: alpha-1,2-mannosyltransferase activity. The transcript is spliced from 13 exons. The record is from RefSeq and is a predicted model, not a curated record. Gene Ontology annotation, biological process: mannan biosynthetic process. Bases 1 to 1617 code for a protein of 538 amino acids. NCBI's taxonomy places the organism in Eukaryota, Oomycota, Saprolegniomycetes, Saprolegniales, Saprolegniaceae.